ACAGUCAAAAUGACUCUUCAGUGGACAGCUGUGGCUUUCUUCCUCUAUGCAGAGAUAGCAGUCAACCUUAUCCUGUGUAUACCCUUCAUCUCAGCAAAGAGAUGGCGUUCGGUUUUCGGUCUGAAAAUAUGGAAUUGGUUAUCUCCAUAUUGGAACAAAUGCUUCUUCACAAUGAUCAUGGUUCUUAUUGUUCUCUUCUUUGAUGCUGUCCGCGAGGUGCAGAAGUACUCUGGGCCUGAGAACAUGCAGGAUGCCAAGGUGAACCCAAAUGUGUACGACCACGUCCACAUGAAGCUGUUCAGAGCCCAGAGGAAUCUCUACAUAUCUGGCUUCUCUCUCUUCCUCUGGCUGAUCAUGCGGCGGGUUGUCACCUUGCUAAACCAGGUUGCUGUCACCUUGGAGGGCUCUGCAGGUCUUCAGGCGCAGAUGGACAGUGCUGUCAAAGCAACCAGGCAGCACCAGGAGGACAACCUGAUGCUCAAACAAGCUCUCCUGGAUGAAGAGAGGUCCAUGUCAGUGAAAAACCAGCGACUAAAGCUGGAGGCUGAGAAGCUGGCAGAACAAGUGAAGGUUGCUGAAGAGACUGUGCGCAAGUCUAAUGCUGAAGUCGAGGCCAUGAAGAGGCAGGCUAAAGGUCUGGCACAGGAGUAUGACAGACUAUUGAGGGAACACCAUCAACUUCAGAAUCCCCAGAGUGCUGCAGACAAAAAGGAUCAGUAACUCUGUGAAAGCUGAAACUCUUGUUUGUUAUAUUUCUUCCAUGGAAACCUUUUCUCCUCAAUUCUAGUGGAUGCAAGAGGCCACCAAAGGCUGUGCUUUUAAUCCUCCACAACUUUCAUUUUACAUUAAACUAAAGCAGAUUUGUUUUUAAAUGAUAGCAUCUAAUAAUCAUUUAUCAGUCAGAAGAACAAAAGCAUUAACAGUUCUCGUGUUGUAAAAACCUUCCUCCUAACGCCUUCAUCAUGAGCAGGAAAUAUGUCUGGACUUUACCUUUAAAUUGAUAUAAUAACAAAAAUAAAAGUGUACAAAUUAGUUGACAUUUUGUCUCAGGGUUUUAGACGUACAGUGCUAAUGCUAACAUUUGUACAGAAGCUAAAGAGCAAUUGUUUUACUCUGAGAUUCGCAAUGAGUUAUUCUUUUGAGUAUGACACGCUUCUUUUUUAACAGGUAGUAAAUUCAUACAGAAAAUGCUUGUGACCUCUCUUUCACUGACUUUGCCUUUUACAUUUAUUAAGCACCCUGGAGUGGUAGAAAACCCUCAUAACAUAUCAUUAGACUUUCUGUUGUAUGAGUUUAACUACAGGUAUUCUUGGCAUUCUGUAACUUGACAGUUUUUUCGUAUAUUGUAAAAGGCAUGAAAAUGAAAAAUAAACAA
Labrus bergylta (ballan wrasse) is the source of this 1375-nucleotide messenger RNA. Its product is annotated as B-cell receptor-associated protein 29. Lineage: Eukaryota; Metazoa; Chordata; Actinopteri; Labriformes; Labridae. The record is from RefSeq and is a predicted model, not a curated record. Gene Ontology annotation, biological process: intracellular protein transport; endoplasmic reticulum to Golgi vesicle-mediated transport. Gene Ontology annotation, cellular component: endoplasmic reticulum membrane; endoplasmic reticulum.